Molecule: messenger RNA, 2639 nt
Organism: Aspergillus welwitschiae
Lineage: Eukaryota; Fungi; Ascomycota; Eurotiomycetes; Eurotiales; Aspergillaceae
Product: MFS transporter
Exons: 3
Coding region: 356-2200 (614 amino acids)
Biological process (GO): transmembrane transport
Cellular component (GO): membrane
Molecular function (GO): transmembrane transporter activity
Source: RefSeq, a predicted model, not a curated record
CAUCUCCGCAUUCCCUUCUCCUCACGCAUCUCAGGGGUUUGCUGGUUCCAGUCUCGAUGUCUGGGAGGACUUAUUCGAUGUGCUGAAGGCCUAUGGUUCUUCUUUCCCUCCCUUAUCUCGUGUUGAUUGAUCUUCUUGAUUUGCUGCCUUCUGAUUUCCGUUUGCGGAGGACUAUUUUGCGGAGAAGUGAAAAGGCAGGCCCAUCUUGCCAGGCACGCCGUUAUCUUGCCCCUGGUCGGACCCGAAACACUCUACCCAGGCAGUUAUUGCCCGCUUGAGGCCCUUCAAAGAACCAUAAUUUGUGAACACUCGUCCUCAUCCAGAUCGCGCUAUCACGGCCGAAGGGGGAGACACUAUGACGCCAUCCCGUGAUAAGCCCGAUUCAGCUAUCGACAAGAGGGAUUUUGAUGCUCAUCGCCCGUUACUCGAUGAUGCAGAUGCUGAGGCGGAUGAGCAACAACGAGGACACCUACGGUCACGGCCACAGUCGUGUUUAUCGGCCACCAACAAUGACGAUGGUCUCCUGAAUGAUGUUGUCGACGAGAUCCUAGAAAGGGAUAGAAAGAAGAUGGCCAAGGAAGUGGUGCGGGUUAGCAGUUUUGCGUGGGGAGUUAUCAGCUGUCUUGGAGCUGGUAGCAUUACCGCGUUCUCGCUCUACGGACCCCUGUUGCUCACUCGUCUCCACUACACUCAACUCCGGGUCAAUGCUGUCGCAAUCGCCGCAGAGGUUUCGAUGUACUUACCUGUCCCGCUUUUUGGAUAUCUGUGUGAUCGGUACAGCCCAUCUCCGCUGGCCUUAUUCUCUGGUUUCGUGUUUGGGGCUGGGUACCUUCUGGCUGCACUGGCCUUCAAGAGUGGACCACCUCCUGAUGCGGGUGGCGACGGCUGGCCAUUUUGGGUGAUGAUUGUGGCAUUCAUCGCCAUUGGCGUUGCUACCAGUUGCAUGUACUUGGCUGCGGUCGCAACAUGUGCCAAAAAUUUUGGCAGGGGUAAGCAUAAGGGAAUCAUGCUUGCUGUUCCUAUCGCGGGUUUUGGCCUUAGUGGCAUGUGGCAGAGCCAAGUAGGAACGUACUUCCUAUGUGACCGUCUUGAAGAUGGUACGCGUGGGGAUGUCAAUGUAUAUAAGUACUUCUUGUUUCUCGCCAUCCUGUUGUUCUGCGUUGGUGUACUUGGCACCUUUGCCCUCAGGAUCGUGGAUGAGAACGAAGACAAGUACAUUGACGAGGCGGUAGAGGAGUUGGAGCGCAGUGGUCUCCUUGAGGAGAGCGAGUUCUUCCGGCCCAGGAACGACGACAGAACCGCUUAUGGAACGUUUUCGCAGGCCGAGGACGGCACCGGAUCCGAUGGAGACCAAACUCUGACACUGUCAGAAGAGGAGCGAGAAGCAGCAAGACUUGAGAAGGAAAGGGAAGAAGAAGAACGCCGGAAGAAGAACUGGCUGCUGAACUACGAGACGAGGAUCUUCCUCCAGGACAAGUCAAUGUGGUGGCUUGCCAUUGGCUUCUUCCUGGUCACUGGGCCAGGAGAGGCAUAUAUCAAUAACCUGGGCACUAUUGUCCAAUCCUUGACUCCUGUAUCAAAUAUUACAAAUGCCUCGUCACCUGCAGGCUUACCAUCAACCCAUGUUAGCACCAUCGCGCUGACCUCGACCAUUGCCCGACUUCUCACCGGCUCGCUCUCCGACCUCUUCGCCCCUCCAGCAACCCAUCUCUUCCCCGGUCCGAGUAGCCGCCCUGCCUCCAUCACAUCGGAUACCAAUCGCACCACCUUCACCCGCCUUGCAUUUCUCCUCCCCUCCGCCUUCCUCCUCUCCAUCGGCUAUCUCCUUCUCUCCUCCCCGAUUCUUCUCUACCACCCCGGAUUCACCCACCUUACCACAGCCCUGAUUGGUCUCGGCUACGGCAGUGCCUUUUCUCUCGUCCCGAUUAUCAUCUCUGUCGUCUGGGGAGUCGAGAACUUUGCCACCAACUGGGGUAUCGUUGCCAUGGUUCCAGCCGCCGGAGCCGCCGUCUGGGGUUUGGUCUAUUCGCAAGGGUACCAGGAUGCUAUGGACGACGGAAAUGGCACGAAUGACGGCCAAUGUCAUGGCUGGAGGUGCUUUGGAUUCUGGGCCGUGGGAUGUACGGUAAGCGUUUGGAUCGCCAUUGGGGCUUGGUUGAUUGCAUGGAGGUAUUGGAGACGACGAGGAGUCGUUGUUUAAUUCCAUAGAAUUGUCUUCUUCCCCCCCCUUAGCCUACCUCAUUUUGGGUAUGCUUAAGCCAUGUUGGUGUUGCUCAUUAUAUUAGCCGCUCAUUGCGUUGCCUUCCCUUUUUUUCAUAUACCUUCAUUCGAAGCGGCGCGACUACCCCAAUGCGGGUAGUAUUGACUUACACAUUCGCUGAUUGAUGGUCCAAGUUGCUAUUGCUACUUUAGCGGGGAGGGGUUUCGGGUCGUUCGUUUCACAGACCAUACUUAACACAUAUACGUCUUAUCGGGCUACUAGAAUAUCGUUUGAUUAUCUACCUAUAUUAUAUAUGCAUUGCAUACCAUGCAUGGCUUUGAGCUGAACUGAUUGAAUGAUGAUCACUAUCAAAUAGCCACACGCGGCAUGCCUUGUUUACGUCAAAGAUCGCUUCAUCAUAGAACUCUAUACUAAACCC